UUGCGUGUACGCCCUCCUUUUUCACCCUCUCCUUUCGGUUCGAGCGAAGCUGUUCCUCCGUAUUCGUUCGUGCUCGGGUACAAAAUUGCGUAUAAUCGCACGCACGCCGAUUUUUCGAAAAGGGCGAGGCAAGGAAUCCCCCGAUUUGGAAAGAUUCCCCCGUCCGCCGCCUACGACCCACCGAUCCCUCCCCGAUUUCCUGCUCCCGUGCUUCGAUUGGUGCGGAGAUUGGGUUCUCCGGCCUGUUUCUUGCCCAAUCUGGUCUCUCCGCGCGAUUCGAUUCGAUCCGGUGGGUGCUGGUUCAAGUGGGGGAGUGGGAAUCUCGGGGUGAUAUCGCGCGGAUUCCCCCACUGCUCGAUCUGUUUCGGCCCGUGCUGCUGCGCCAAAUCCCCGCUGCUGCUGUUUCUUGCUAGUCUCGGCGCCAUUUCGACCCGCGCGCCCGGAUCCUUGGAUGAUUCCGAUCGAUCCAGGACCAAGGCGCGCAAGAUUUCACCACCUCAGGGUUCCGAAAGAUUUGUUCAGGGUUCCUGCGGCGGUGGAUCCAUGACGGGGGAGAAGGCGCCGCGCGCGUUCUCCAUCGAGGAGCUGCCGGGUCACCUCAUCGGGGAGGUCCUGACCUCCGGCCGCCUCACCGCUGCUGACCUAGCCAGGCUCGAGGCCACCUGCCGCGCGCUCAGGCCGCUCGCCGAGUACGCCGCAUCAAAGCUCUGCGCGGCGCGGGUGGCGUUCGCGGCCGUGGGGCCCGCGGCAAGGGGGGAGCUACUGGAGAGGUGUGGGGGCAGCUGGAAGAAGGUGCUCAGGUUCCUGCAGUCCGUCGAGCAGUCGUCGGGCACCGUCGAGACCUCCUCCGGCAACAUGCAAGUAGCCACAGGAAGAUAUCACACACUUUUGGUCCAUGACUCUUCUGUCUAUUCUUGUGGGUCCAGCUUGUGUGGUGUGCUAGGUCAUGGCCCAGAUACUACUCAGUGCGCGGCAUUCAGUCGUGUUUCCUUCCCAUCACUUUCCCGUGUUAUCAACAUUUCUGCCUCACACAACCAUGCUGCAUUUGUUACGGAGUCUGGGGAGGUGUUCACUUGUGGUGAUAAUUCAUCAUUAUGCUGUGGUCAUGGUGAAGUGGGGAGAACUAUUUUUCGACCAACGCAAGUAGAAGCACUUAAAGGAAUUUCUUGCAAGCAGGUUGCUACUGGUCUAAGUUUUACUGUGAUUCUUACAAGGGAUGGACAAGUGUAUACGUGUGGAAGUAAUACGCAUGGCCAACUUGGUCAUGGUGACACUAUAGACAGGGCCACUCCAAAGAUUGUUGAAUUAUUUGAAGGCCUCGCUCCGGUGGUCCAGAUUGCAGCCGGUGCAAGCUACACAUUUGCUGUAACAGAUGAUGGAACAGUUCAUUCCUUUGGGUCUUGCACUAAUUUCUGCCUUGGACACGGGGAUCAGCAUGAUGAACUUCUUCCACGGGCCAUCCAAUCAUUUAAGAGGAGGAACAUUCAUGUAGUUCGUGUUUCUGCUGGAGAUGAGCAUGCUGUGGCUCUUGAUGCACUGGGAUACGUUUAUACAUGGGGCAGAGGUUACUGUGGAGCCUUAGGUCAUGGUGAUGAGAACGACAAAACUAGCCCAGAAUUGAUCACCAGUCUGAAGGGUCAAGUUGCUGUGCAGGUAUGCGCAAGGAAGAGAAAGACCUUUGUUCUCACUGACGAGGGCUCAGUUUUUGCAUUUGGAUGGAUGGGCUUUGGGAGUUUAGGGUUUCCUGACCGAGGAUCAUCUGACAAAGUAAUGAGGCCUCGUGUUCUCGAGAGUCUGCGGGAUCACUAUGUCUCCCAAAUAAGCACUGGAUUGUACCACACUGUUGCAGUGACAAAUAAAGGCAUCGUAUUUGGGUUUGGAGACAAUGAGCGAGCACAACUUGGGCAAGAGUACAUUCGUGGAUGCUUAAAACCUACCGAGAUAAUGUUCCAGAAGAGCAUGGAAGAUAUAGCAAUUGCGGCACCUAGCGGUUAAACUCAAGGCCAAGAGUAUGGAGGAUCACCAUUUAAGAUACAACAACCUGCAUAUGCUAUUUUAAUCAUGAAAUUCUUCUUGGCAAGUGUAUUUUAUACAUAGUUUUCCAGUGGUUUGUGAGUAUUUGGGUGAACGGGGGAAGAGCAAAGCCGGAGGACAAUGUUGUAGCUAAAGGAGCAUAUAUAGUGUAGUUAUGUAAUGUGUGAUGUAUUGAAAUAAUUUAACCCUCCAUUUUUGUUCUGUAUAAAAUUAUUGUCGUGUUUA
Messenger RNA from Phragmites australis (common reed), 2259 nucleotides. RefSeq names its product ultraviolet-B receptor UVR8-like. The transcript has 6 exons. Bases 544 to 1995 code for a protein of 483 amino acids. NCBI's taxonomy places the organism in Eukaryota, Viridiplantae, Streptophyta, Magnoliopsida, Poales, Poaceae. The record is from RefSeq and is a predicted model, not a curated record.